UAAGCUCCGACAUUUAAACCUGCCGAUAUGAUGUUGGAUAGAUUGGGUAUGGCGAUGCGAUACAAUAACCGCGCUCUGCUAGGUACAUGAAUUAAAAUAUUCAUAGGCAGUAGCCAGCCAAUCACAUCCUCUAUUGAACAAGUUCCCUAAUUUCGACGAGUUAAGGUGGAAUUUCUGUCAAUAUGGAUGCUAUCAAUGCUUAGAAUCUCGUUAUACUCCUCAGAGAAAUUGAUAUUACUUGGAGUCAACGAAUACAACACACAUGAGGCUACGAAUCAACUCCCAACGUGACAUCAUACAAGUCAAGAACAUUCCGACUGGUCUCGUCUUAGGAGUUGGGCGGUAUUCAUGCGUCUUCUGAUCUUGAUUCGCAACUGUUGCGCGUGAUCUGGACCCUGAAUACUCGCUCUACAAUGCUUAGACAUGCUAUUCCAUCCACUACGAAAGUACUUGAAGCAUGUCCUCGACACGAAGCCUAUUAGAAACCCGAUCGUGAUAUCCAACAACUAAUCUUACCCCAAGUUCAGACUAGAUGACGGAAGCAACAAGAUAUAAGAGAUUGGAUCGUGGAUGUGUAUUGGGAGCCCUUGAGUCGCGAUUGUCUACAAGUUCAAAUUUUGCCCAUGGUCCUCAAAUUCAAUUAUUUCGUAUUCGUUCAUCGUCCAGAACCAUUCCAUCGACUUCUGUGAUGCCUCGUCAAGGACUUGACGAAGAAUCUGAUCAUAUCCCCACCGUAAAGCCGACCGAUGAUACUAUCCAGACGUAUAAUAAAAGAAUUCAAAUAAUGGAACCUAUAAAUAACCAACUCCGUACAGAUAUUCAGGAAAGACAACAUCAAGAGUAUGAUGCGAAAAAUGAGCUUAAACAAGCGAAGUUAAGAAUAUCCGAUCUUGAGAGUCAACUUGAAAUUCAUGUAAAUGAAUCACGAAUCAUCGCCAAACAACGCGAUAAGACCGUCAUGAUAGAAGACCGACAGGGUAAAAUGGAAGAGAGCGAUCAAAGCUACUACGAGUCAGAGGGCGUAGAGAAUGGUUUUACGGAGCAAGACUUUUAUGAAGAGGGACGGCACUAUAUUAAAAAUGAUAAGGUAGUCUUCCAUCAUGUUGUCUGGGGAUCAGAGUCCAUCAACGACGAGUUACUUGAACGCCGUCUUUUGGACUACAUUACCAAAGACUCUAGCUUCAUCGUCACUCGAAAAUUUGUUGGUCAUGAAAUAAGGAAUGAUGAACAAGCAACAUUAGUUAUCGCAUACUCCAAACCCCCCAAUACCUCAUUGCGCUGGCUCGUCGUCAAUGAAGGUCACGAAGGAAAAUUCAACUUAGAUUGAGAUUAAGUAGCAAUCCCAGCUAAAUUUAAGUAUUAGAUCCCAAGAAUUGCC
This is a messenger RNA of Hypoxylon trugodes, 1378 nucleotides long. RefSeq lists its product as uncharacterized. Bases 533 to 1327 code for a protein of 264 amino acids. The record is from RefSeq and is a predicted model, not a curated record. Lineage: Eukaryota; Fungi; Ascomycota; Sordariomycetes; Xylariales; Hypoxylaceae. The transcript has 2 exons.